GUUUCCCGUGCUGCAUCCACAAACUGUCAUAAACCCGUCCCGUCGCGACGAGAGGAAACACGCAAGAGAAAAGUCCUCGACGAUGUCAUUAUUCGAAAGUCGAGGUGUGUUUGCGAGUCUUUGUCUGUGGAGUAUCUUGUUCUUGAGUGUCAAUGCGAAGACGCGGAAGAAAGACGAGACCCAGUCGACGAACGACAUCUACCGAGGGAGAUGUGCGUCCAGGUGCCUCAGCUUGCACAGCACGCGCAUAGCGACGCUCUCCAAACAAUCUCAGGUGGAGAACAAUGGAUCCCUGGGUUGGUGUCAAAAUCAUAAAGAGUGUGCCAAGUGCCUGGAACCCUGCAAGGCCUCCUGGGACCUGAGGAGCCAAUGCCGGGAGCUUUGUGAGCGCUCAUUUCCCAAGAAGCACUGGGAGUGUGUGACGAGUUGUGAGUUCCUGCGCUCGGUGGUGGCAGUGAAGCAGGGUGACUGCCCUGCCCCUGAAAAGGCCAGCGGAUUUGCGGCGGCGUGCGUGGAGGGAUGCGAGGAGGACAGAGAGUGCUCUGCCCAGAAGAAGUGCUGCUCCAACAGCUGUGGGCACACCUGCCAACCUCCCAAGAACCUUUACAAAGGAGCCCCUCUGAAGCCCAGAAAGGAGCUGAGUUUUAAGGAGCUGAGGUCUGGUCAGAUGGAGGUGAGCUGGUCCACCCGAUUCAACGUGUCAGCUGAGCCGGUCGUCUAUGUGCUCCAGAGGAGGUGGAACUACGGGAUCCAACCCAGCGAGGACGCUGCUACACAGUGGGAGGGGGUAGCUCAGACCACGGAGGUGAAAGCGCGGCUGGCUGACAUCCGGGCAGGCCGGUGGUACCAGUUCAGAGUGGCAGCAGUGAACGUCCACGGGACCAGAGGGUUCACCACUCCCAGUCGCCACAUUCACACCAAGAAAGACCCCUCCAGACCCCCUGCCCCAUCUGAGCUGAGGAUGUCCAACAAGACCUUUGGCCCCGGCGGCAGGGCGGUCUCGGUCCGGCUGCGCUGGUCCAUCCCCUCAGAUCUGGAUGUCCCUGUACACCACUACAGGGUGUCCUGGAGCUGGGCCACAGGCAGCACUGGGGCCAUAGCACCACCUAAGACCAAGAGGAGGAAGCUGGUCAAUGGGGGGCAGAGCUAUGUGGAGCUGGAGAGUCUGCGAGCUAACAGGAGUUACAGUGUGGAGCUACAGGCUGUGUCCUAUUGGGGACAGACCCCACUGAAAAGUCCCAAAGCCAGCCUGCACUUCAACACACGACACAGGCAGGAGCAGACAUCUGGCGCCCGCCCGGUCCCCGUCCCCGAGGGCCUUAUCCCUGAUGUGUUGGAUGUGGGCACCCCUUUCUACCAGGACGGCCAGCUGCAGGUCCGGGUCUACUGGCAGAGGAGCACAGAUCCCACUGUAGCUCGGUAUCGUGUCCAGUGGGUACCAGAGUACUGUGGACACAACCAGACCAAAGGAGUGGACAAGAUCAUCACACGGGAGGGCUUUGCCAGCCUCCACGGCCUGCUCUUCUCCUGUAAGUACAGAGUGAACCUCCAGCCACUAGGUACUAAGGGACGUGCCCAGGCAGAAACCACCUUCUUCUACACCACCUCCUGUGCCACCAUCAGGGCCAAGAGCCCCAAACACAUAUCCUGUCCCGGCCAGGAAGGAGCCCCUCCUCCUCCUCCCAAGGUGCUGUCCAAGGCAGAGAACCUGACCGCCUCCUUCAUGGCCCACAAGGGUAACGUCACAGCUGUGUUUACAUGGGAGGUAUCUACACCACUCCCACCCCAACAGCUCCACGGGUUCCAGGUCACAUGGGCAGAAGUGACCUCAGCCAGUCGCCAUAACAACCUUCCCAACAGCCUAAUCUCACAGUCCCAGAUACUACCACCAGAGCGUAAUGUCCUGGUAGUGUCAGGUCUGCAGCUAGCCACCCUCUACAGGUUGGAGAUCCAACUGAUUGGAGCCGGAGGAGAGGGUCCUGCCACCACCAAGACUUUUUGCACUCCCACCACCUCACCAGUCCAGCAGCACAGACCUAGACUCAGGAACCAUCACCAGCACCAGCCCAACAUAGAGAGGCACUGACCAGACUGCACAGAACUAACCUCCCAGACUCAGGACACUGGAGAACAGCCACCAACAGAAGAGAGAAGUGUUCUCUUUCAGACACUACUCAGUCAUGCCUCUACUGUUGUAUGUACACUCUACCAAUCAAAGAAAUUGCUAACAAGUAGCCCACCGAUAAACAGUUCACCCAACCCUUCAACGAGGGAAUGCUUCUGAAUUUUGCAUGUGGAUAUGAGUCGCUAUACAGUAGAUUAAGAUUCCUUAGAGACCUUGGCUUUGCAUGUAAAAUCCUAGUGUUUCUGGCAUUAAAUUAUUUGUAUUACAACCUCCCUGUCUCCGACAAAUAGACAAUGACUUGUCGCUGUUAAUUAAUACAUUUUUUAAACAUAAAAGCAAUGUUUUUUUACGUUUUAAUAGGCUGAAGAUGGCAUUUUGUGCCCCAACUCAUGUACUGUAAAUGGUGUACAUACAGUGUCUAUAAUUUAUUUAUGUCUACAGUGGUUUAUUUGUAUGUAUUACUGUACUCAGUUGUCUUUGUGUUACUUUUGACUGUGUAUGUUCUUUCCAGUUCACCCUUUUGUAAACUGACAUACCCUGUAUAGAGAUGUAUAAGUAAAUUCCAUGUCAAAAAGUGUUGUCGUCUGUGCAUAUUUUAUACUGUAUGGUUCAAAAGUCCAUAGUUAUAAACCAGAGCAAAUGAACGACCAUUGUGUUUCUAUUGACAUGAUGGCUUGUUUGGUGUGCAAACAAAAGGUUAGCUAGUGAAACACAGGUCUCCUGGGGACGUGUGGAAAUACAAACACACCACCCGGCAAUGCAGUCUGUCAGCGUUCUAUACCCAUGGUGCAUGGCGUCACACUUAUCCCCAUUCAACCCAAACAACUGGGUCUCUGUGUUUCUGCCUGUCUAACUACUGUAUGUGUGCACAUGCGUCUGAAUAUGACUCUGCUA
Messenger RNA from Oncorhynchus masou masou (cherry salmon), 3019 nucleotides. It is a transcript of the gene anos1a, whose product is annotated as anosmin 1a. The record is from RefSeq and is a predicted model, not a curated record. Gene Ontology annotation, biological process: neuron differentiation. Lineage: Eukaryota; Metazoa; Chordata; Actinopteri; Salmoniformes; Salmonidae. Gene Ontology annotation, cellular component: extracellular region; cell surface. The transcript is spliced from 14 exons. Gene Ontology annotation, molecular function: protein binding; peptidase inhibitor activity. Bases 83 to 2086 code for a protein of 667 amino acids.